Plectropomus leopardus (leopard coralgrouper) is the source of this 1774-nucleotide messenger RNA. Lineage: Eukaryota; Metazoa; Chordata; Actinopteri; Perciformes; Serranidae. The record is from RefSeq and is a predicted model, not a curated record.
CUCUCCUGGGUUACUGGUCUGAGGUGUGGACCCUGUGUGAGGCCCUGUGGGGCCGGCUGGGUCCCGUUGACCAGGAGCCCACCGUGGAGGCGCCGGGCGAGUACGAGCAGCAGCUGGAGAGGAGGCGGAGCUUCUCGGCCUGGCUGUCCCGCGGCGCCACCUGCCGGGUGGAGGAGGAGGUGGCGCUGGCGGGGAAAGGUCGUCACAUUGAAGCCAUCUUCAGCUACCUGACGGGAAACCGCAUCAGCGAGGCGUGUCGACUGGCGCAGAAGGAAGGAGACCACCGUCUGUCCCUGCUGCUGUCUCAGGCCAUGGGCUCUCAGUACUGCCGCGACCUGCUGGCCCUCCAGCUCGCCGACUGGAACCGCACGCAGACGGACUGCUACCUGCCCGAGGAGCGUCUGCGCAUCUUCACGCUGCUCGCCGGGAAACCGGUGUGGCAGUCGUCGGACUCGGUGGUGAACGUCUGCUCGGAGCUGGACUGGAAGCGCUGCGUGGCCGUCCACCUCUGGUUCAUGCUGCCUCCCACCGCCUCCGUGGCCGACGCCCUCGCCAGAUACGAAGCUGCCUUCCAGGGAUCCUGUGAGGGGGGGAAGUACGCCUGCGCCCCCCUGCCUCCGUACCUGGAGGCGGAGCUGCCUGAUGGCGAGGAGGAGGAGGAGGAGGAGUCUAAACGUCCGCUGCACGACCUCUGCUUCCACCUGCUCAAACUCUACAGUGACAGACACUACGGCCUGCAGCAGCUGCUGGACCCUCUGACCGUCACCUGGGAGCGUCUGGAUUACCGUCUGAGCUGGCACCUGUGGGGCGUCCUGCAGGCGCUGCACUACAGCCACCUGAGCGCCUCGCGGCAGGGACUCCUCCACGCCAGCUACGCCGCGCAGCUGGAGAGCGCCGGCCUCUGGCACAUGGCCGUCUUCAUCCUGCUGCACAUCCCCGACCACGCUCAGCGGGAGCGAGCUGUGAGGGAGAUGCUGACGCUGCACUGCCCCCUGCAGGAGACGCAGGAGUCGGCGCGCAGGGAGCGCUUCCUGACGGAGCGGCUGCUGAUCCCGGAGCAGUGGAUCCACGAGGCCAAGGCCACCCGAGCACGCCGCAACGCCGACCGCCACCAGGAGGCGCUGCACCUGUACCGAGCCGGAUACUGGAGCCAGUGUCACCGGCUGCUCAUCCAGCACCUGGCCUCAGACUGCAUCAUCAACGACAACCACGACUACCUGCUGGAGUUCCUGGAGGGGCUGGCGGUCCCUGAACACAGCGCCACCAUCCAGGACUGGGACACCGCGGGGGGCGUCUACCUCGACUACAUCCGAGUCAUAAAGACUCUACAGGACAUACAGCAGAUGGAAAACGCCGGUUACGAGUUGGAGCGACUCUACACCGACGUGACGUCUCUCUGCAGCCGGAUCGAGCUGCUGCCCUGCAGCACCGCCAGAGACCGCCUCGCCCAAUCAGGUAAGAGUGCCACCUCCAGCCAGCAACAAAACAUCUGACUGUAAACAACAACAACAACAGCAGCAGCCGCUGGCCUCUGAUUGGCUGUUAGCAGAAAAUGAGGGUCAGAUUUAAGACCGUGGGAGAGAACACGGAAACAUGAUUUAUGAUGGACGUGACUCCCAAAACGUUUUUACGCAACAGAAACUUUUUAACUGAGCUGCAGUCAGCUAGCAUCGUAAUAAUAUUAACUUCAAAUCGAUCCAUUUCAUUUCACGUACUUAACAUAAAACAUGUAUGUAUAAACUUACAAAGAUACGAUGUAUUUCCUGUGCCGUGG